AUGUCAGAUAUAAAAAAAGUUGAUGUUUUAGUCAGUGGAGCAGGUCCUACUGGACUUUUUAUUACUUACCUCUUGGCACGUCAAGGUCACUCUGUCUACUGCCUUGAUCCAAAGCCUGGACCAACAGAUCAAAGUCGAGCCAUUCUUCUCACGUCUCGUACAAUGGAAAUUCUGGAAUCCAAGGGUUUGGCUGGUGAGUUCCUUGCUGAAGGAUUCGUCUCGAGCGGUAUUCGAAUGUAUCGUAAAGGCACUGUGUUUGGACAUGUUGAUGCUUUAGGUGAUACACCUUUCCCACAUAUGACUAUUGUCAUGCAGAGUAAAACCGAGGAAAUCUUGACCAGACAUAUCAAGGAUGAGACAGAUUGUACAGUUCACUGGUCAACUGAAUUCGUAUCCUAUACGCAAGAUGAUGAAAAGGUCGUCUCAGUCGUACUAGACAAGACAACAGGUCAAGAGCAUAAGAUCGAGUCACGCUUUAUUGUCGGAGCAGACGGUAGUCAUUCAAGAGUCAGAAAGGGAAACCCAGAGUUCACUUAUGAAGGCAUCGCGGUUACAACCAAGUUUUUCUUGGCCGAUCUGUCUAUUCAUGGUGAGAAUAUUGAAAACAUGAUGGAUAGGAUGAAUACAUUUAUGUUUGAAUCGCACGUCAUGGGCAUGAUACGCAUUUAUUCUCGUAGAGAAGGAAAAGACGACAGCCAUGUGUUUCGUAUCUUUGGCAAUGUCGAAGCCUAUAACCGAAGCGAAGAAGAGACCACUAGACCUACCCAUGGAUUACAAAAGGAGGAACCGCCCAAGCUGGAGGAGAUCCAAGCCUUUGUUGAUAGAGUCACUGCUCCCCUCAAAUUCACACUCAGUGAUUUGAUCUGGUCAUCUUACUUUAGGAUUAACGAGAGAAUUACCAACAAGUACAGAAUCAAAAGAGCAUUCUUAAUUGGAGAUGCUGCUCACUGUCACUCUCCUGCGGGUGGUCAAGGCAUGAACUUGGGUUUACAAGAUGCUGAUAAUCUUGCAUGGAAGCUGUCCCUUGUGCUAAAUGGCCAAGCUGCUGAUCCUGAAACCUUGCUGGACUCUUACCACAUUGAAAGAGAACCACAUGCAGCUUCAACAAUCAAGGUUACAAGCAGAGCCACACAGGCAGGUAUUACUGAGGGAUUCUUGGCCAGAAAUAUUCGUGAAACAGCCAUGUCUACCAUGAUGAUGAUCCCUCAAGUUCGAGAAUACGCGUUCAAGAACGUGAUGCAACUAUUUGUAACCGUUGAUGGUGGUUCGAAACUCUUGGGCACCUCUGAUAAGGGACUGAUCAAGGCUGGUCACUUCUUACCAGAUUCGGAGGGACUUCGCCAACGUACACUCGAGAAACGAACAAGUUUGAUACGCCGUUUGAACUUGCACGAAAUACUGAUCGGAACGACUCAAUAUACCGCCAUCUUGGUCGCCACAUGCCCUUCGCAAGCUAAACCAAGACUUGAUCUCUUGGAGAAAUUCUGGAUUCACGCUCGUCCUUAUCCUGUUAAGCGAAUCAUUGUCGAAUCGUCAUGGCAUACUCAUUUUAACCAAUACCCACUUUUUGUCCUUCCCCAAGAAGAGCAAGACGCACAGACCUCAUUUUAUUCUGAGGAACGCAUGGACUCUCCUUACUCAGUUACUAGCCGUGUUGGGUUGCUACCUCUUUUCCCCAAGUACUUUGAUGGACCAUCGCCUUGUGUGCUUAUGAUUGUACGUCCUGAUCUUUAUGUGGCACAAUCCAAGACUGUAUAUAAUGAAAAUGACAUUGUUUCUGCACUUGAAUACUUCAAGGCACAUCUUCUUUCUAAGCCUAAUUAA
Molecule: messenger RNA, 1824 nt
Organism: Rhizopus microsporus ATCC 52813
Lineage: Eukaryota; Fungi; Mucoromycota; Mucoromycetes; Mucorales; Rhizopodaceae
Exons: 6
Coding region: 1-1824 (607 amino acids)
Molecular function (GO): FAD binding
Source: RefSeq, a predicted model, not a curated record